Molecule: messenger RNA, 2570 nt
Organism: Ananas comosus (pineapple)
Lineage: Eukaryota; Viridiplantae; Streptophyta; Magnoliopsida; Poales; Bromeliaceae
Product: beta-fructofuranosidase 1-like
Exons: 7
Coding region: 298-2226 (642 amino acids)
Biological process (GO): carbohydrate metabolic process
Molecular function (GO): beta-fructofuranosidase activity
Source: RefSeq, a predicted model, not a curated record
CAUCUCUCUCUUUCUCUGUCUCUGUCGCUCUCUCUUAUAUAUAUGCAUAUAAUUCUAUGUGCUAUAUCGAGCUACGCCAUUGCACCAUCGUGAACUCCUCUCCUCAUACAUAUAUGUGUAUAUAUAUAUUUAUGUAAUCCUCUCGUUCCAAUUCAUAAACAUUAACAACACACUUCCCAUUAGAGAGAGAAAAAAGAGAAGAUAAACUCCAUUUAAUUAAUUAGCGCGCACGUUCCCCUCCUCCUGAGUCAACUACUUCGGGUGCAUAUUUAACUCCCAUCACCGGUCCACGGAGAAAUGGAUGGCCCAGAUGAUCUCGUCCGGUGCACCUACGCGCCGCUCCCUCUCCCGCCUCCCCAGCGGAGGCGCAGCAGUGCUCGACCGUUGACGCUGCUCCCCCUCGCGAUCUCCUCGGCCGCGCUUUUGCUGCUCCUCGCCGCGCUGAGCCCGUGGACCGGGACUACGGCGCAUGUGGGCCCACCGGUUCGUGGGUCGUGGGCCGCCGCCGCCGUGUCCCGUGGACCGGCGCAGGGCGUGUCGGAGAAGUCCACGGGGCCAAUCCUCGGCUCCUCCGGGACGCAGUUUCCGUGGACCAACCGCAUGCUCCUGUGGCAGCGCACGGCCUACCACUUCCAGCCGCAGAAGAACUGGAUGAACGAUCCUGAUGGGCCAUUGCACUACAAGGGGUGGUACCAUUUGUUCUACCAGUAUAACCCGGACUCGGCCGUGUGGGGGAACAUCACGUGGGGGCACGCGGUGUCACGCGACCUGAUCCGGUGGGAGUACCUGGACCUGGCCAUGGUCCCGGACCACUGGUACGACAUCAACGGCGUUUGGACCGGGUCCGCCACGAUCCUCCCCGACGGCCGCAUUAUAAUGCUGUACACCGGGUCCACCAACGACACGGUCCAGGUCCAGAACCUGGCCGAGCCCGCCGACCCGGACGAUGCCCUUUUGCGAAACUGGGUCAAGUCGGACUCGAACCCGGUACUGCUUCCCCCGCCCGGGGUCGGGCUCAAGGACUUCCGCGACCCGUCCACGGCGUGGUUCGUCGAGUCGGACUCGGCGUGGCGCGUCACGAUCGGGUCGAAGAACCGGGAGCACGACGGGUUCGCCAUGGUCUACAAGACCCGGGACUUCGUGAACUACGAGCUGUCACCCCGGCCGCUCCACGUGGUGAACCGGACCGGGAUGUGGGAGUGCGUGGACUUUUACCCGGUCUCGACCGGGUCGGGGGAGGGGCUCGACACGUCGACCGAACCGGGUCCGGGGGUGAAGCACGUGCUGAAGGCGAGCUUGGACGAUGAUAAGCACGACUACUACGCGAUCGGGACGUACGAAUCGGAGGGGGACACGUGGACGCCGGACGACGAAGGGUCGGACGUUGGGAUCGGGCUACGGUACGACUACGGCAAGUACUACGCGUCGAAGACGUUCUACGAUCCCGUGAAGAAGCGGAGGGUUUUGUGGGGUUGGAGCGGUGAGACGGACAGUGAGGAGACGGAUCUGCUCAAAGGGUGGGCGUCCGUACAGACCAUUCCAAGAACGGUUCUCUACGAUGCGAAAACAGGAAUGAAUCUUCUCCAAUGGCCCGUGGAUGAGGUAAAUAGCCUUCGAUGUGGUAGCACGAACUUCAGCAGCAUCAGCAUCAGCCCUGGAUCAGUAAUCCCCUUACAUGUCAACAAAGCCUCACAGUUGGAUAUACUGGUUGAGUUUGAGAUAGACCCUUCAGCAUUGACUAGCACAGUCGAGGCCGACGUUGAGUACAACUGCAGCACGAGCGGAGGAGCCGCUGGGCAAGGGGCACUGGGGCCGUUUGGGCUGCUCGUGUUGGCUGAUAAGAAUCUAACCGAGCAAACUGCAGUUUAUUUCUACGUGGCAAGAAAGGUGGACGGCGGGCUUCGUACUUUUUUCUGUCAGGAUGAGCUAAGAUCGUCCUUGGCGAAUGACAUUGUCAAGAGAGUGUACGGGAGCUCGGUUCCGAUGCUCGAUGGGGAAAGCUUGUCAGUGAGGAUAUUGGUGGAUCAUUCCAUUGUAGAGAGCUUUGCUCAAGAGGGGAGGACAUGCAUUACGUCGCGUCUGUAUCCAACCAAGGCAAUUUGGGAUGCCGCGAAAGUAUUCCUCUUCAAUAAUGCUACCAAUGCUCGCGUGACUGCGAAAUCGAUCACUAUAUGGGAGAUGAACUCAGCUUUUAUUCAUCCAUACUCUAAUCAAACCAAUAGUUGAAGUCACCGAACGCCGUCGGCGCAGCAAAAGCCUCAGCUCUGUGUUCUAUAGAGAUUCUCUAUUCGCUUUUCAUUUUUGGGUGUUUAAUACAAACUCAAUUUUAAAGCCAAAAUUCAUUGCCAAUAAGCAAAAUUCAUCCUAAUUAUUACGAAUGUCGAUAGAGCUUUAGUCACAUUUGGGAGAAUAAUUUGAUGUAAUUGUGAAGUUUAUCUUUUGAAUAUAAUUAUAGGGUAUUGAGAUCGAAAUUACACGAAAUUGUAAUAAUACAUAAGUUCAUAAAGCAUCGGAGAAUAAUUGUAUAAAGUUUUGCCUCCUACAUCAUGUAUCUGUAAAGUACUUACAUG